CACUUAAAAAGACAUUUGUUUGUUUUCUUUUUUAUUAUUGUCGCUUCCGUGCAUUGAAAAUCGAUAAAAAUGAGAGGAAGAAUUUAAAUAUUUAAUUGUUGAUACUGAUUGUAUGUUCGUAAUUAAUGAAACCUUUUUCAAUUAUUCUUAAAUAAUAUGGAUGCGGCCAAUAGAGACUCAUUAGACAUUAAGAAGUGGCACAACUAUUGUCGGUGUUGUAUGAAGACCGGUCAUUUUAAAGAUAUUACUGCCGAGUAUGAUUAUUACGGACAGAAAGAAAUUUAUGACGAAAUGCUUAAAGGAACGUUUAAUAUUCAGAUUCCUAGCGUUACUGAAUACCGUCAAAUUUGUGAAGACUGUACCUUGAGGUUGCGGGAUGCCACCACAUUCAAGCACAUGGUGGUGGAAACCAACAGAAUCUUCUCGGAGUAUCUCUCAAACUCACUGUGUGAUGUAGGAUUUAUUGCAGAUAAUAAAGCAUUAAUCACAGAAAUGAAACUGGAGUCUGUAAAAGUCGAAAGCCUACCGGUUGCCAGUGAUGUUUUCGAUGAUGAUGAUGAUUGCGUUGAUGACAGUCUCGAUGAUAACGAGAUUCUCGCCAAUAUAAAACUAGAGUUAAGCAGAGACAAUGUGAAUGAACGUUUGGAAUCCAUAGAGAAAUCAGUCAAACGGAAAUGUACCUAUAAGAAUGUUCCAGAAUCAAAAAAAUUUAAAUCGAAUAAAGUUGAUAUGGAUAAACCACAAAAAGACUGGCGCAAAAUAGUUGAAAGGCGCGGCAAUGGUCCGAUACUCAGGGAGAUAUCGCUGAAACUCCUCGCCAAUUCCACCAUGUGUGUAUUUCAAUGGAAUAAGAGCCGGUACAGAUGCUUCUGCUGCAAGGAACCCUUCUCCGAUAUGGACACGCUGAGGCACCACACCGCCGAGCAGCACACGUUGGAGAACAUCGAAAAGAAGAUCAUCUUCCAACAAAACAGGCUCGUCAAAGUCGAAAUCUCUGAACUAAGGUGCCGUCUGUGUAACAGAAAGAUGGAAACGCUGCAAACGUUCCGAGACCACUUGAGCACCACCCACGGAAUGGAGUUCACGCUAAAAGAAGACUUACUCGUACCGUUCAAGAUUCAAAAUGGCGAUUUGCACUGCCAGUUAUGCACGGAGAGCUUCAGUACAUUCAGACUGCUUAAUAUACACAUGAACAAACAUUACCAGAAGCAAGUGUGCCAUAUAUGCGGUGCUGGGUUCUCGAAUUUGGUGUUUCUGAACCUCCACAAAACGAGGUCCCAUCGUCCGUUGACUUGCAAAACUUGCGACGUGCUGUUCCCGUCGAAAACUGAGAAGAGACGCCACGACGCGGUAGUCCACGGGGUGAAAGUGGAGAGGAAAUUAAGAUUCCCCUGCCCAUACUGCAGCGAACGGUUCUACCAAGAGAAUUUCCGUGUACAACAUUUGGUGGAGAAGCAUGGAAUGGUGAAGCCGCAGUUCGCUUGUGCGGUUUGCUCGAAGAUCUUCAUCACGAAAAGCCUGUGCAACAAUCACACCAAGAAUGUGCACAUGAAGGAGAAGAAUCAUGAAUGCAACGUGUGCCAUAAUUUUUUUUACACCAAAUCCGACGUUUUGAGGCACAGUGUGACGCACACUGGCGAGAAAAAAUUCUCGUGCGGAACGUGCAAUGGACCGUUUGCGACGAAGGACUCCCUCCGGCGUCACAUGAAAAGAGCCCACAUGGGUUUAAAUUAAAUAUUUUUUGUUAAA
Molecule: messenger RNA, 1749 nt
Organism: Galleria mellonella (greater wax moth)
Lineage: Eukaryota; Metazoa; Arthropoda; Insecta; Lepidoptera; Pyralidae
Product: zinc finger protein 568-like
Exons: 5
Coding region: 157-1734 (525 amino acids)
Biological process (GO): regulation of transcription by RNA polymerase II
Cellular component (GO): nucleus
Molecular function (GO): zinc ion binding; RNA polymerase II cis-regulatory region sequence-specific DNA binding; DNA-binding transcription activator activity, RNA polymerase II-specific
Source: RefSeq, a predicted model, not a curated record